Molecule: messenger RNA, 438 nt
Organism: Periconia digitata
Lineage: Eukaryota; Fungi; Ascomycota; Dothideomycetes; Pleosporales; Periconiaceae
Source: the annotation of a GenBank genome assembly
AUGGUGCUUUCCUUCAUUUUGAUCCAGAAUCGACAAGGCAAAACAAGGUUGGCCAAAUGGUAUGCCCCAUACAGUGAUGAGGAGAAGGUCAAGCUGAAAGGCGAGGUCCAUCGUCUCAUCGCUCCACGCGACCAAAAGCACCAGUCCAACUUCGUCGAGUUCCGCAAUAUGUCGAAAAUCGUAUACCGUCGCUACGCAGGUCUCUUCUUCUGUGCCUGUGUUGAUACAAAUGAUAAUGAGCUGGCGUAUCUGGAGGCUAUACAUUUCUUUGUGGAGGUUCUGGAUGCGUUUUUUGGAAACGUCUGUGAAUUGGAUCUGGUGUUCAACUUCUACAAGGUCUAUGCUAUCCUGGAUGAAGUAUUUCUUGCUGGAGAAAUAGAGGAAACAAGUAAAACGGUUGUGCUCACGAGGCUGGCCCAUCUAGACAAGCUUGAGUAA